Molecule: messenger RNA, 2227 nt
Organism: Rhopilema esculentum
Lineage: Eukaryota; Metazoa; Cnidaria; Scyphozoa; Rhizostomeae; Rhizostomatidae
Product: rRNA N(6)-adenosine-methyltransferase ZCCHC4
Biological process (GO): rRNA methylation
Cellular component (GO): cytoplasm; nucleolus
Molecular function (GO): nucleic acid binding; zinc ion binding; rRNA (adenine-N6-)-methyltransferase activity
Source: RefSeq, a predicted model, not a curated record
GAUCUUUGGUAUGGUAAAAGAUAGAAUUUUUCCAAGGGUUUAUUCGAGGAAAGCAGAAUUGAGAAAAAUGUGGUAUUCCAGUUUGCAGAAAACAGCUCACAAAACCAGAUUACAAGUCAAAGACUCAUUACAAAAGAUUUUCAAAAAGGCUCUUUUGAUUUGGAAAAAAAUGAGGGACAUUUUGGAAAAAUGUCUUGCGGAUAACAAAUAAAAAAUACACCUUUCUAAAGAUAAGAAGGUUGAUAGUAGAGAUUAUCGUGCUUUUGUGAGGAUGUGAACAGUCAGUCAGGGCCCGCGCCACCGAUUCUAAAGUGGGGGUGCCACAAAGGGGGGUUUCCUAUUCAAUACCUGUGGCGUGGGCCCUGUCAGUGGAUGUGAGUUAUGGAGACUGGAACGAGAGAUAUAUUGGUUUUGAUAAGUGAGCGAGAGGGAAUAAAGAGAAUGGAAGCGGAGAUGUAGGUUGGGCUACGUAAUGGAAUACGUUAUAAAGUUAAGUAGUUAAGUGGACUGGGUGCGAGUACCCCAUUCUAAAAAUAGCAUUCGGGGGCGGGAAGUUUCAUGCUGGGAUCACGAUUUGCAUGACCAAUGAUGAUCAAUGUUAUUAGGGCCAUAAUGCUUCUCAGAGGCAUCAUUCAAAACGAGGCUAACUGCAAACAUUGCUCGUUGCACGUGAACAUCCAAAAUGGUGAAAACAUUCAAGAUUGUUGAAAGGCUGGGGGUGGAUGUUUUUAUACCAGAUGGAGAUAUGAUAUCACCUUAUUGUCAACACGGGCCAACUAUCUUAUUUGAAAGAUAUUUCAAAGAUAAAUCAUCACGAAGGUUUUAUGCAUGCUCUGCCUCACGAGAUAGGAAGGGAUGUCCAUUUUUCCAAUGGGAAGAUGAAAAAAUUACAGCAGGGAAGCAUAUAGUCCAGUCAGAGUUUACCAACAAGCUUGAUCAAGAAAAGGCAACAGUUGAAAAGUUCCAUCAAGUCAGAGAAGAAAGUUUAUCAUCAAAAAUGAGUUUAUUUUUCUGCUAUCAGUGUGGCCAUGUUUUUACUUCUACAGCUAUGGAAAACCAUCAAGAACAUAAAACAGCUGAGUUGUCAAAAUCAGAUUUAAACAAACCAAGCAAAUUUCUAGCUCCAGCUGAGAAUAAAAAAACAAAUGCACAAUUCUUUUUUUCGGAUUCAUGCUGUUCGUUCAUUGUCAGCACCCUAGUAAGGCUUGGCUUUGAAAAAAUUAUCAGCUUAGGAGUACCAAGAAUUCACGAGAAGAUCCAAAAUAACUAUUCAAGGAAAUCUGGGAAGCAGGAGAGCAUAUUGCUUGAUAUCGACAAAAGAUAUGCUCAAUUCUUACCAGCUACUGAGUUCCUGCACUACAACAUGUUUAAUAACUUUUUCUUUGGUGGUGAGGAUGCCAAAAGCAUAUUCAAAGAGUUUCUUUCUAACGUGGAUUCGAAAAAGAUAGCCUUGGUGAUGGAUCCCCCUUUCGGGGGAUUGAUGUCACUGCUUGCAUCAUCGAUUGGAAGGUUGAGGGCUCUUUACGAGACUGACUCUACCACAAACACUGGAGACCUGACAAUCGUGAUGAUUUUUCCGUAUUUCUUGGAGUCGCAUGUGUCAGAAGCUUUUCCAACUUUAAACAUGACCGAUUACCGGGUCUGUUAUGAAAAUCAUCCUAAUUUCAAACAGAGGACUGCAGAACGUGGAUCGCCUAUUCGAAUAUUCACCAACAUUCCAGACAAAGAUUUUGUUCUUCCCGCAAGCGAUGGCUAUAGGUUCUGUAAGGUGUGUAAGAGAUAUGUCGCCGCGAAUAACAUACACUGUGCGCAAUGUAACGCUUGUACAUCAAAGGACGGCAGACAGUAUGUUCAUUGUGAGAUGUGCCAGAAAUGCGUUAAACCAGGUAGAAUUCACUGCCAAACGUGUAAUAGUUGUGAAGCCAAAGACCAUGAAUGUAGAAGGAAAACGAUGGACAGUUUUACGUGCCAUAUUUGUGGAGAUACCGGUCACAAAAGAAAGGAUUGUCCCGAAAAAUCAAGACUAAAUCUUAAAAGGAAAUCGUCUGGCAAUACGGAAAUUAAAGGAAAGAAGUUGAAAAAGUCGAAUUCAAAAUGCUCAAAGAAGAAGAAGAACAAAUAAUAUUUUUGCCUUUCGAUCAAAAGUAUUAUGUGAAAUAAAGUCACUCUAAGCAGUGUAUGAUGAUGUUUAUAAAUCUGGAUGCAUUAGAAGAGUAAGUAAAUAAUA